AUGGCGGUAUCAUAUCAAUCGGUGAGCGCGGCCGACGACUUUGAGUCGCGGAGCCACGAGGUCCACCCCCAGGACAACGCUGGGUUCGUGUCCCGCAUCCUCUACACGUGGGCCACGCCGUUGCUCUCGCUCGGCAACGCGCGGCAGCUCUCGGCGCGCGACAUUUGGCCCCUACAGGUCGACAACCAGUGCAAGACAGUUAGCGCCACGUUCGAGCCGCACUUCCAGCGCACCCGGUCGAUUGUUCGUGCGAUCGUGGCUUCGUACGGAUGGCGGUUUCUCGUGGUUGGGUCCAUGCAAGUGCUGACCGUGGGCUGCACUUUGUACGGCCCUGUGGUGCUCAAGCGGAUCCUCACGGCACUGGAAGUGCCCGACUCGUUCAACCUGCGCGGGGUGCUCGUGUCCAUCGUGUCGCUGUUCGUCGUCAAGGUCGCGCAAGCCGUCAUCACGGCGCACGCGACGUUCCAGAACCAACUGGUCACGGUGAAAAUCACGUCCGCAUUGCAGCACUUGCUGUUUCACAAAUCGCUCGUGCUGGACGCCAAGUGCCGCCGCGAAAAGACCGCGGGGGACAUCGCCAACAUGUUUUCCACCGAUAUCCAAACGAUGAUCAACUUUUCCAUCUUUGCCAACCAACUGUGGCUCAUCCCUGUCCAAGUCGCUGUGACACUGUACAUGUUGUACGACGUCAUCGGAUGGGCGACGUUUGUCGGCACCGGCGUCAUCUUUGUGACGCUGAUCCUCAACAACUUUCUCGCCACGGCGCAGCGCAAUGCGUUCAAGGAGCUCAUGACCCGCAAGGACGCGCGCAUGAAGUCUAUCAACGAAGUGUUUGGCGCGAUGCAGAUCAUCAAGCUGAAUGCAUGGGAAGAGAAGUUCCAGGACAAAAUCAAGACCGAGCGCGACAGCGAGCUCCAGUCGCUGUGGCGAAUCUUCACCGUGUCGAGCUCUAUGACUGGGUGCUUGUACUCGGCGCCCGUGCUUGUGAGCGUCGUGUCGUUUGCCACGUACACGAUCGUGAUGCGCCAGCCAUUGAACGCGACCAAGGUGUUUACGGCGCUCACGCUGUUCAAUUUGCUCAAGUAUCCCAUGCUCACGCUUCCGUCGAUCAUUGCCAACUUGAUGCAAGCCGCGGUGGCCCUUCGCCGCAUCAUGGAUUUCCUCAACAUGGACGAAAAGAAGACGCACAUCGUGCUGACCCCUUCGUCUGCCCCCGCUGAGAUGGUCGAAGUAUACGCCAAUGGCAAUGUCGACAUUUGCGUGGACAAUUGCAGCUUUGGCUGGGACGCUGGCAAACCUCUGUUUAAGGACGUCAACUUGACCGUCAAGCGAGGCGAGUUUGUGGUUGUGCACGGGUCGGUGGGCGAAGGCAAGUCGUCGCUGUGUGCCGCCUUGUUGGGGGAAAUGGACAAAUUUGGGGACGGCACUGUGUUUGUGGGCGGCCAAGUCGCGUACUUUUCCCAACAGGCGUGGAUUCAGAACAUGACCAUCCGUGAAAACAUCCUCUUUGGCAAGCCCUACGACCGCGUCAAGUACACCAACGUGUUGGAAGUAUGUGCGCUUUCGAAAGACCUGGCGCUGUUUUCUGCCGGUGACCGGACCGAGAUUGGCCAGAAGGGGGUCAACUUGUCGGGGGGACAGAAGGCCCGCAUCAGCUUGGCCCGGGCGUGCUACAGCGACGCCGACAUUUUCAUCCUGGACUCGCCCUUGUCUGCUGUGGACGCGAUCGUGCAAAACGAGAUUUUCACCAAGUGUUUUCUCGGAUUGCUGCGCCACAAGACAGUCAUAUUGGUGACGCACUCACCGGAAAUCAUCGCGUCCAAGUGUAUCGACCGGAUUGUCGAAAUCAAGAGCGGCCACCUGAUUCAAACCACUGUCGUGGACAGCGACAAGGCCGACCAGCCUAUUCUCGUCUCCCCUCUGUCCGGCCGCCGCGGCUACCGGGAAGACGAAUCGUCGUCCCCCCUAUCCCUGGACCAACCGAGCCACCCCAAGCAGUGGGACCUCCUGCUCACCCCGUCGGUGGCCACGCCGUUCCCCCAGCAGUUUGAGGGCGUGCCCUUCACACCGUAUCCCAGCGACGUUGGCAGCUCUGGUCCGAGCUACGAGGAGCAGUCUACGGGCAAACUCGUCCAAGAAGAAGGCCGGUCGCAAGGUCGCGUCUCAUCCAAAGUAUUUGACUCGUACUUGCAAGCGAUUGGCGGGUGGAAAAUGCUGUUUGUAUGGGUUUCCUUCUUGGGGGUGUGGCAGGUGCUGUCAGUGUCUAGCGACUUUUGGCUCAGCUCGUGGAGCGCGUCGACCAAGAUCGUCACGCCCGACGAAUUCCUCGAUCAAGCAGGGUACUACUUGUGCGUGUACGCUGCCUUGUCGUUUGGGGGGAUCAUCAUGACGGUGUUACGAACGCUGUCCAUCUACUCGUCGGGCCUUCGCGCGUCCCGCCUGCUGUUUGCGAACAUGACGGCGGCUCUCAUGCGCGCACCCAUGACAUUUUUCGAUACCAACCCCCUUGGCCGCAUCCUCAACCGGUACUCGAACGACAUCAACACGGUCGACACUGCGAUACCGUUCAGCAUCAGCGCGUUCCUUGCUAUGAUCUUCAACGCCAUCUUUGCUCUUGCCACGACUUUGUUUGUGGUCAAGUCGUUCGGGCUUUUGAUUUUGCCGCUGCUGUACGUGUACAAGGUCAUCGGGUCAUUCUACGUCCAACCGGCGCGGGAAAUGGAGCGCGUAAACAAAACGACCAAGUCCCCACUCCUGAAUUUGAUCUCCGAGUCGAUUGAAGGCACGCUCGUGAUUCGCGCGUUCGGCCCCAAGCAGGUGCGCCGGUUCCAGCGCAUGCACUUUCGCAAUGUUGACACUAACAACGAAGCAUCGUUCGCGGCCCAAGUGAUUACGCAGUGGUUUUCGCUGCGCAUUCAGCUGCUCAGCGCGUGCCUCUUGCUUGUAGUGUCCGUGUCGUUGGUGCUCAUGCGAUACUAUGUGAGUCCGGGGCUCAUUGGGCUCGUGCUCAACUACUGCUUUACGAUUCUGCCCAUGUUUGAAUGGAUUGUGUCGACGUGGUCCCAGCUCGAAACGGCCAUGGUUGGCCCCGAGCGUGUCUCCGAGUACUGCAACAUUGAGCCCGAAGCCCCCCGUGUGAUUUCCGGUGCUGUAGCCAAGGACUGGCCCACGACCGGCGAAGUCGAGUUUGCCCACAUGAGUUUCCGAUACAAAGAGAACGACCCGAUGGUGCUCAAGGACGUGAGUGUGCACAUUCAAUCUGGUGAAAAGGUCGGCAUUGUGGGGCGGACGGGGGCUGGCAAGAGCAGCCUGACCAUGGCGCUGUUCCGCAUCAACGAACUGGCGGGGGGCAGCAUCAAGAUCGACGGCGUCGACAUCUCCCAUGUUGGCGUCAAGACAUUACGGAGCAGCAUUGCAAUCAUCCCCCAGGCCCCCGUGCUGUUUAAAGGCACAUUGCGCAACUACUUGGACCCGUUCGGCGAGUUUGCGGACGCCGACUUGUGGGGUUGUCUGCACAAGGUGCGACUGGCCGACCGCAUCAGCGCCGUGGACGGCAAGUUGGACAGCCCCGUGGAAGAGAACGGAGAGAACUUUAGCGUGGGCGAGCGGCAGAUGUUGUGCAUGGCGCGGGCGCUACUCCGCCAAGCGCGCAUCGUCGUGAUGGACGAAGCCACGGCGGCCAUCGACCACGAGACGGACCAGAACCUUCAGCGCGUGAUCCGCACCGAGUUUGCGACGUCGACUGUGCUCACAAUUGCCCAUCGUCUGGACACGGUGCUGGACGCCGACCGCAUUCUUGUAUUUGACCAAGGCCGACUGGCCCAAUGCGACACCCCCGCGGCGCUGAUCGGCGCAGGCGCCGGCAUCUUCUAUGAAUUGUGUCACGAGGGCGGGUACCUAGACAAGAUGGUGGUGCCCCCACAGCACUAGGCAAAGUGCAUUUAGAGGGUAAUAGGGUACAAAUAAAAGGAAGAAUAUAUGUGAGGUAAACUGUCCCA
Messenger RNA from Aphanomyces astaci, 3998 nucleotides. RefSeq lists its product as hypothetical. Gene Ontology annotation, molecular function: ATP hydrolysis activity; ABC-type transporter activity; ATP binding. Gene Ontology annotation, biological process: transmembrane transport. Bases 1 to 3930 code for a protein of 1309 amino acids. Lineage: Eukaryota; Oomycota; Saprolegniomycetes; Saprolegniales; Verrucalvaceae. The record is from RefSeq and is a predicted model, not a curated record. Gene Ontology annotation, cellular component: membrane. The transcript has a single exon.